GGGUAUUUGAGCUCAAAGCUCUCCUGAAUGACUGUCAGUCUGCUGGCAAGUAGGUCUUCGGAUAACUUUUGACAUGGGAGUCACACCUUUGCACAAUGUGGGUGGAAUAUUUGUAUUCUUCAGCUCGUUUCUAAUUUUCCUUACUCCAAACUGUAAUGCGGGAAAUAUUUUGGUAUAUCCUCUGGAUGGCAGCCACUGGAUCAAUAUGAAGAUCCUGUUAGAAGAACUCCAUGCCAGGGGUCACAACAUCAGUGUGAUCAGAGGUUCCAGCAGCUGGUAUAUCCCAGAAAAAUCCCCCCUCUACACAUCCAUCACAGUUGAAAUGGACAGAGAUGUAAAGGACUUCUUUGGGGAGUUUAUACAAGACCAAAUGAGGGUGCACCAAGAAGGACCUUCACCGCUUACACUUUUUAAGCGCACAAAAAACUUUCUGUCCUUCAUUGCUCAGGCCCACACCCUGUGGUGUGAUGCUGCAUCACAAAUCUUUGAAAAUACAAAGUUGAUAAAAAGCUUAAUAGAAUCACAGUAUGAUCUGGUUCUUACUGAUCCAGGAAUAGGACCAGGUGUUGUGUUAGCUAAAUAUCUUAAACUGCCAUUAGUCCUCAACGUGAUUUGGAAGCACAGAGGAAAGCGUCCCUCUACUCUGGGCAACAACACUCUAAURAUGGAAUGGAUGCCUCAGAAAGAUCUACUUGGCCACCCACAAAUAAAAGCCUUCAUAGCUCAUGGAGGAACAAAUGGAGUCCAGGAAGCCAUUUACUAUGGAGUCCCGGUGCUUGGCAUACCCUUGUUCUUUGACCAGUAUGACAACCUUCUACGUCUACAGAAAAGAGGAGCAGCAAAGAUUAUUCAGCUCCAUGAAGUUAAUGGUCAUAGCUUUGAGAAAGGAAUUAGAGAAGUGCUCCAUAAAGACAGCUACAGGCAGAAUAUUCAGAGACUGUCACGUUUACACCAAGAUCAGCCAAUGCCACCCAUGGAUCAGGCCACUUUCUGGGUAGAGUAUGUGAUACGACACAAAGGGGCUCCUCACCUGCGAUCCAUGGCUCUCACUUGUUUCUCCGGUAUAAUCAUACUGUCCUUACACCUAAUCCUGUUGACAUCACACUGCGAUGGGGGAAACAUAUUGGUGUUCCCUGUGGAUGGCAGCCACUGGAUUAAUAUGAAAAUACUACUGGAAGAACUUCAUACCAGAGGACACAACAUCAGUGUGAUCAGGUCUACUACCAGCUGGUACAUUCCAGAAAAAUCCCCCCUCUACACAUCCAUCACCAUUGAAAUGGAUGAAGGUCUAGAGAACUUUUUUGACAAAUAUCUACAGGAGCAUAUGAGGGCACAGCGAGAAGGGGCUUCACUUUUGACUUUCUUGAAGCUCACCAAGGAUUUCCUUUCUAUGAUUACUCAAGCCCAUUUGUUGUGGUGUGAUGCUACAAUUCAGAUUUUUCAGAAUCCGAUUUUGGUCAAAAACCUAAAAGAGUCCCAAUAUGAUUUGGUUCUUGCUGAUCCAGCCAUGGGCCCAGGGCCAGUGUUAGCUAAAUAUCUUGAACUGCCUUUAGUCCUUAAUGUUCGCUGGAUUACAAGUGGAGAAGGUCACUUUAUUUUGGCACCUUCACCCCUCUCUUACAUCCCAGUGCCUGGUUCUGGCUUAACCGACAAAAUGGAUUUUAUCCAGAGGGUGAAAAACUUUUUUUUCUAUAGCAUCAUAAAAUUCCAGGAAAAGUUUCUUGUGGGACCUAUCUAUGAUAAUUUGUGCAAUAAAUACAUUGAGGGUGGGUGUGACAUUGUCUCACUGCUUCAAGGUGCUGACAUUUGGCUGUUCAGGUCAGAUUUUGUUUUUGAGUUUCCUCGGCCAACAAUGCCAAAUGUUGUCUACAUUGGAGGGUUCCAGUGUAAACCUGCGCAGCCUCUACCAGCGGACCUGGAGGAGUUUGUUCAGAGUGCUGGAGAGCAUGGAGUCAUCAUCAUGACUCUGGGAACCUUUGUCAAUGCUUUACCCACAGAGGUUGCGGAUGAAAUUGCCAGUGUUUUUGCCAAGAUGCCCCAAAAGGUGAUUUGGAGGCACAAAGGGGAUCAUCCCUCUACUUUGGGCAACAACACUCUAAUAGUGGACUGGAUGCCACAAAAGGACCUCCUCGGCCACCCGCAGAUCAAAGUCUUCGUCGCCCACGGAGGAACAAAUGGAGUCCAGGAAGCCAUUUACUAUGGAGUCCCUGUGCUUGGCAUACCCUUGUUCUUUGACCAAUAUGACAAUCUCCUACGUUUGCAGGAAAGAGGAGCAGCAAAGAUUAUUCAGCUAGCUGAUGUAAAUGGUCACACGUUUGAAAAGACUAUUAAAGAACUGCUCCACAAAGUCAGCUACCGGGAAAACAUGCAAAGACUUUCAAGCUUGCACAGAGAUCAACCGAUGCCACCCAUGGAUCAGGCUACUUUCUGGGUGGAGUAUGUGAUGCGCCACAAAGGAGCCUCUCACCUGCGCACAGAGGCUUAUGGGAUGCCUUGGUACUCAUACUAUUGUUUAGAUGUUCUAAUUUUCUUGGUGACAGCAGUAACUUUGCUCCUCUUUUCUAUUUUUGCCAUCGCAAAAUUUCUUUGCUGUAGAAGAAAGAAAAGGACAAAAACCAAACAGAGUUAACUUGAGUCAACCUUGCUUAGAAAUGUAGGGAUUGUCCAAAAUGGCUUUAUUUGGACAAAUGCAUCAUCUCUUUUCCAAUGCGCCACAGUACCAACAUGAAGAGCAUUUUCUAAAUAAAACAACAUCUGUUAAGGAAUUAUGAUCUCACUGGUUUAGUAGGAAUAAACUAAUGAUAAUAUUCUGUGUCUCACUGAUCCUCAUGACUUGUAAAAGUUGGAUGUUUGAUUCCAUCUAUGAUACACAGAUGUCAGGAAACCUGACAGGGAGUUCUUACUUUUUUGUUGUUGUCUGGAAUACAUACAGUACCUGGUAGAAAGUCUUGACCUAAUUUUUGCAAUAAUGUGAGAAAUUAUUUAAAAUGGGUUUGCCAUGUUGUGGUUUCAUGAUUUGUUUGAAAAUUCGACUGAUGUGAAAACGCCACUAGACAAUGCAGGGGAAUUAAAUUCUAAGUUGCUAUCCAUAGAUUUCUGACAGUUUCUCAACAAUACUUUUAACACAAAGUGGUUUGAAUUUCUUGGCUAAAAGCUGUCUCUCAAUCUCUUUAGGCAUAAAAAAUAGAAUACAAGUUCCAAAUUACAGUCUACUUUAAAAGGUAUGUAUAAUUAUUUUGGUUACUUUUCCUUUCCAACUUGCUGCGUAGUACAGUACUUAUAAACAUUUCUGUGAUUGAAAUCAAGAAAUGUGUUAAAGUGACUCGAUUUGUGUGUACCGUUUGUUCACUAUUGCUCUCUAGCAAACCUUUGAGGUCUUUAUUUAACAACUCUGUGUGUUUACUAAAUUACUCGGUUGUCUUUUUACUUAUUAGGUAAUUUCUGAAAGCAGUUGGUUGCAUUGGAUUUCAAAGAGGAGCAUAUAGGAGCAAUGGUGACUAAAUAGUAUUGCAAGCUACACUUUUCAGAUUCUGAUUGUGGCUUUGAUGUUAGAUGCAGGUCAGUUUAAAAUGUUAACAUCUUUUCUGCUUUUGGUGAAUAAUUUACAUAUCAUUCUUCUAAUAUAACAUUACAUAUUGUAGUUUGAAGAAAAGCUCUCUAUAUAACCAAAAGACUUUAGCAUCUGCAGCAGGAUUAGCCUAAGUUUACACAGAACAAAUCAGAGUAAGCAUAAGAGGAAGCACACAGUCCUUAUCUGGUUCAUCCUAAUCUGCCUCACUCAGCCUGUUCUCAGCUCUGGCUCUUUUCCUGUCUCUGUCUUGUUUCCGAUGAGUUGGAAAAUCUUUUCUGUCAUUGUAGUCUAAUGAGAUCAUGUUUCUGUGGAAAGCUCUUUUCUUGAGAGCUCUGAAUGAAAAAAAAAACACACCCACUUAGGGCCAUGUGAAUGUUAAAGGGAUAUAAUCACCAAACAAGAAAUUAUACAAGUUAAAUGGGGGGGGGGGAACAACAUAUGUACCUUUGGUGUACUUUAUUAGGAUUUUAGGUUUUAAAACUAUGUUUUUUCACAAUAAUCCACUGCCUUUUGUUUAAUCAUCAAAUAAUAUUUCCAAAUUUCUGGCUGUAAUCAGAAAACAAUAUGAAAGUUAUGAACGCUUUAACUUUGUCAUAUUAUUAAACAAUAAAAUUAAGAUGGAACAUUUAAAAAUUGUUUCAAUUCAGAAAGUCGGAAUGUGUGAUUGUUUUAAGUUUACCAAUAUUUAUGCUAACUUCAUAUUACAAUAAUGGAAACAAAAAAAUUAAAUAAAGCUCACUCCUUUUUAAUGAGAAUUGUUUACAUAUUCUGUAUACAGGGAUCAUGGGAUGUACUUGGAUUUACUCAAACCUUUUAAGUUUGCAGUUCAUCUUCUUUCAAUAAAUCAUGCAAUAGUAGAA
This is a messenger RNA of Poecilia reticulata (guppy), 4431 nucleotides long. The record is from RefSeq and is a predicted model, not a curated record. NCBI's taxonomy places the organism in Eukaryota, Metazoa, Chordata, Actinopteri, Cyprinodontiformes, Poeciliidae.